This is a messenger RNA of Hydra vulgaris (swiftwater hydra), 2649 nucleotides long. RefSeq names its product NACHT, LRR and PYD domains-containing protein 9. Gene Ontology annotation, cellular component: cytoplasm. Gene Ontology annotation, biological process: signal transduction. The record is from RefSeq and is a predicted model, not a curated record. Lineage: Eukaryota; Metazoa; Cnidaria; Hydrozoa; Anthoathecata; Hydridae. Gene Ontology annotation, molecular function: protein binding.
CAAGCGUAGCCUGGUUUCAAAAUUUUAUUAUUGAAAAGCUCUAUAUUUUACGAACCCAGGUAGUAAGUUGCACGGGAAAACAAGUUUAUACCAUAGGGACUUUUUGUUUACGAAAAGACUAUAAAAACCUUAGAAACAUAAAUAAAAAUUAUAUCAAUGAAGAAAACUUCAAAACUCAGUUAUUCAAAUUAGGAUAUUCAUUUAAACGACAACGACAAUGUCAAGAAAUAAUUUAACCUAUGACAAGUUGAUUUCAAAAUGUUGUGGUGAAGUAAGCUAUAAAAUUGGGAGUGAUUGGCUUCAAUGGGGAAGAUUCCUAGGCUUAAGUGAUUCAGAUUUGAAUAACAUUGGCUCUGAUAAUGUAAAAUGUUAUGAGAAAGCUGAUAAUGUUUUUAAAAAAUGGAAACAAAUGAACGGAAAUUCUUCAUGGGAGCAGUUAAAAAAGGAAUUAGUAGCUUUUAGACGUCCUGAUAUAGUUGUCGAAAUUGAGAAAGAAUAUGGAGAUUCUUUAUCUUAUCCAGAAAACUCGAGAUAUGAAGUUAUUUCUUUUGAUCUGUUUAAACAAGCAAGAAAUGAAUAUAAAAAAGGUAUAUCAGAGAUAUGUUCAGCACUAAAAAAUUAUUACCUUGAAAAUUAUGAAAAAGUCAUUGAAAUUCAUCCACCAUUAAAAGUUCCUGAAAGUGUUGAUCUAAUACAUAAAUUUGUUGAUCUAUGUAUUGUUGAUGCAGUUAAAACUCAAAUGAAUGCGGUUUGUAAUGUUGAACGAAAGGAAUUUCUUGAAAAGCAAAUGAGUUAUACACCAAUUCCAUAUAGUGAAAUAUUUAUGAAAGAAAAAUCUGUUUUAUUAAUAUCUGGAAUAGCUGGUAUUGGGAAAACAUGGUUGCUUAGAAAAUGUUUGCUUGAUUGGUCAAAAAAUUUAAUUUGGAAAAAUGUUGAACUUGUGUUUUAUUUGGAAUACAGAAGGCUUAAUCAAUAUCAAAAUAUUUCUAAUAUUAAUGAAUUAUUAAAUGUUUUCUACAAAGAUAUUUUAAAUGAUUUUAAUAUUCACAAUCAUACUGUAAUGUUUUUAAUUGAUGGAUUAGAUGAGUUUAAAUAUUUAGAUGAGUUAAUAAAUCACACUUUGACUUGUAACUAUCCAAUUGUUAAAACUUUAGUAGAAAUUCAAAAAUACAAACAUGUAGUUGCUGGCAGAGUUUAUGCAAUCGAUAAAUACCAAAGUAUAUCUACAGAGCACAAUGAUAAGUUAACCAUUCAAGUAAUGGGAUUUAACCAAUACGGAAUUAAUGAUUACAUAGAAAAUAAUGUUACAGAAGAAAAAAAAGAAGUUGUAAAAACAACUUUGAAGGAAUCUUCGAUUGCAAAAGCUAUGGCAUCUGUUCCGUUUUAUUUAUCUUCCAUGUGUAAAAUUAUUAGUGAUUCAAAAGAAUUAAAUCAAAAUUCUUUCUUAACGAUGACAGAUUUGUAUGCAAAUAUUUUUUUAUACUUUUUACAAAAACACAUCAUCAAAAACAAUGAAUUAAUUUAUCAAAUAAUGGAAAACGAUUCUAAUAAAACAUACGUUUUAAAUAUUUGUAAAAUUGCUUAUCAGUUGUUUGUUGAAAAUAAAGUCAUUUUUUCUAAAGAAGAAAUUCAAAGUUUUAUCAGUGACUUAGAUAAAAAUGAGGGUAAUCUUUUUGGAUUUAUAGAAAGAAUUGAAACAAAUUUCGGUCAUCAUUAUCAAUUUGCACACUUGACAAUAAUGGAGUUUUGUGCAUCUGUAUAUGCAUAUAAUUGUUUAAGUAGUGAAGAAAUUAUGGCCAAUAGAAUGCUGAGGAAUUGUUUAUCGAUGAUUUGUGGAUUAACCAAUAAAAACCAAAAUUCUUUAUUUAAGUUUCUUACUAACUUGAAUCCUUCAAAAAAAUCAUAUGAAGAAUUUUUGCCUUUGUUUUGUAAACUUGGUUUGCUACGUAAAAGUUAUAAUAACUUCAAUGAGUACGAAUUUCCACUUCAAAUUUAUUACAGUAAUUUAUUCAUUGAAUGUUUUUAUGAAAGUCAAUCCCCAUUAACUGAUGAUAUUAAAUUAACCAUUGAUAAACAACGAGAGUGGAUUAUUUCGAUUCACAACGGAAAAACUUCUUACGAAACUUCAUGCUGUAAUUAUUUUGUAAAUCAUUUAAUAAAAUCUGGAAGAAAGUUAACGACGUUAAGUAUCGAUAAAAAUAUUUUCAGUGAUGAAGAAAAACACCUUUUAAUUCUAUGUUCAAGUAAUGUUCGCUAUGUCACCUUAUUUCGUCCUAUUAAAAUCGAAGGGUGGAAACCAAAAGAUAAGAUUGAUUUAUUGAGCAUAUACAUACCAGAUAAUUUAUCAAAGAAAGAUUUUGAAAACUUUCUUCCGUGGAUUAAUCUUUGUGAAGGAUUAGAUCUUUCUCUUCACGACGACAUCAACUAUAUUGAAGACAUUUAUGAAUGGGUUCGUCGUUCAAAUAUAAAGGAGUUUAAGAUAGCAUACCGUAAAAAUUAUUUUCAUAAUCUCGAUGAAUUUAAAAGCUUUAUAACACAGAAAAAAUGUUUAAUAUCUUAAAUAUAAAAUCUAAAAACAAUUAUUGUAAAAUAAAUAAAAAAUGUUUUAUUUUUACAAAUGUUUUAUAAUAAACGAAUUUUUAUAAUAAA